Closterium sp. Yama58-4 is the source of this 714-nucleotide messenger RNA. Lineage: Eukaryota; Viridiplantae; Streptophyta; Zygnematophyceae; Desmidiales; Closteriaceae. The record is from the annotation of a GenBank genome assembly.
AUGUGCGCCCGUUUACAGCUGGGAAGCGAGGGCGUUGAAGGAGCCCGUUCACUAUCCACCCCCUCAUGGCACUGUCGCCUCAUGUCCUUGCCACCACAAUCCACUUCUCCUAGCACUUCUUUCAUCCUAACCUCGUUUCCCCAUGAUCUGGGAUCCACAUUCCCCACCUCGCCUCGCCCUCCCACCCGCAGGGACUUCGGGUCGAUAUUCUCCACUCUGCUGCCCGGCACAACAGCCAAGCUGGACCCCCCCGAGGGGCAGGACUUCCUGGCGGGGUUGGAGGUGAAGGUGGCGUUCGGCGGCGUGUGGAAGCACUCCCUCUCCGAGCUCUCUGGCGGCCAGCGCUCCCUGCUCGCCCUCUCCCUCAUCCUUGCCCUCCUGCUCUUCAAGCCCGCGCCGCUCUACAUUCUGGACGAGGUGGAUGCAGCGUUGGAUCUGAACCACACGCAGUACAUAGGCCACAUGAUCAAACAGCACUUCCCGCACUCCCAGUUCAUAAUGGUCAAGGAGGGCAUGUUCAACAAUGAAAAUGUCAUUUUCCGCACCAAGUUCAUCGACGGCGUGUCAACUGUAACGCGCACCGUGCCGUCCCUCCCCUCCUCCGGUGCUGCCGGGCUCAGCAGAGCUGCGCCUGGUGCUGCCAAUGGGGGCAGGUCGAGGGGUGCUGCUGCCAGUGUGGCAAGGGGGAAGAGCGCAGGAGCAUCGAUGAGGUGA